UCCUCAUCAUGUGUAUGUGCUGCAGAUGGUGAUAUACAUGGACAGCGAUUACUCUGGAUCGAUGUUCAAAGGACUUCCCAAUAAUGUAAACGUCUUUGCGUUGGCUUCAUGUCACAAAUAUAUCGAAAACACUCCCACUGAUUACGAUCAACAGAGGAAAGUCUACCUCUCUGAUUUAUUCUCAAGUACUUGGUUGAGGCACCUUAACGACGUUGACUUUACUAAAGACACAUUCCAUGAACUGAUAAAGAGUAAACAACCUAAAUAUCUUGAAGAAAAUCCUGAUGGACCCUGCCCCUGCACGUUUGGGGACAAGGAGAAAGCUCUACAUCAGUUCUAUGUGGAGAUAACGGCGAGUUCUCUGGGCCUGAGCUCAUCUCACAUGGUCUAG
This is a messenger RNA of Rhinichthys klamathensis goyatoka, 391 nucleotides long. Its product is annotated as legumain-like. The record is from RefSeq and is a predicted model, not a curated record. Gene Ontology annotation, molecular function: peptidase activity. The transcript is spliced from 4 exons. Gene Ontology annotation, biological process: proteolysis. Lineage: Eukaryota; Metazoa; Chordata; Actinopteri; Cypriniformes; Leuciscidae. Bases 26 to 391 code for a protein of 121 amino acids.